AUGUUAUGUAAGCCUCUCUGGCGGCCUCCUGCUGGCCUCGAGGAGGACCACGUGUCACGAGGCCAGCCUCCUCCUGCCCUCGAGGAGGACCACGUGUCACGAGGCCAGCCUCCUGCUGCCCUCGAGGAGGACCACGUGUCACGAGGCCAGCCUCCUCCUGCCCUCGAGGAGGACCACGUGUCACGAGGCCAGCCUCCUCCUGCCCUCGAGGAGGACCACGUGUCACGAGGCCAGCCUCCUCCUGCCCUCGAGGAGGACCACGUGUCACGAGGCCAGCCUCCUCCUGCCCUCGAGGAGGACCACGUGUCACGAGGCCAGCCUCCUCCUGCCCUCGAGGAGGACCACGUGUCACGAGGCCAGCCUCCUCCUGCCCUCGAGGAGGACCACGUGUCACGAGGCCAGCCUCCUCCUGCCCUCGAGGAGGACCACGUGUCACGAGGCCAGCCUCCUCCUGCCCUCGAGGAGGACCACGUGUCACGAGGCCAGCCUCCUCCUGCCCUCGAGGAGGACCACGUGUCACGAGGCCAGCCUCCUCCUGCCCUCGAGGAGGACCACGUGUCACGAGGCCAGCCUCCUCUUGCCCUCGAGGAGGACCACGUGUCACGAGGCCAGCCUCCUCCUGCCCUCGAGGAGGACCACGUGUCACGAGGCCAGCCUCCUCCUGCCCUCGAGGAGGACCACGUGUCACGAGGCCAGCCUCCUCCUGCCCUCGAGGAGGACCCCGUGUCACGAGGCCAGCCUCCUCCUGCCCUCGAGGAGGACCACGUGUCACGAGGCCAGCCUCCUGUUGCCCUCGAGGAGGACCACGUGUCACGAGGCCAGCCUCCUCCUGCCCUCGAGGAGGACCACGUGUCACAAGGCCAGCCUCCUCCUGCCCUCGAGGACCACGUGUCACGAGGCCAGCCUCCUGCUGCCCUCGAGGAGGACCACGUGUCACGAGGCCAGCCUCCUCCUGCCCUCGAGGAGGACCACGUGUCACGAGGCCAGCCUCCUCCUGCCCUCGAGGACCACGUGUCACGAGGCCAGCCUCCUGCUGCCCUCGAGGAGGACCACGUGUCACGAGGCCAGCCUCCUGCUGCCCUCGAGGAGGACCACGUGUCACGAGGCCAGCCUCCUCCUGCCCUCGAGGAGGACCACGUGUCCUCACAUAGAGCCUGUUAG
Molecule: messenger RNA, 1161 nt
Organism: Procambarus clarkii (red swamp crayfish)
Lineage: Eukaryota; Metazoa; Arthropoda; Malacostraca; Decapoda; Cambaridae
Source: RefSeq, a predicted model, not a curated record